This is a messenger RNA of Mycotypha africana, 1267 nucleotides long. RefSeq lists its product as uncharacterized. The record is from RefSeq and is a predicted model, not a curated record. The coding region runs from base 24 to 1040 and encodes 338 amino acids. Lineage: Eukaryota; Fungi; Mucoromycota; Mucoromycetes; Mucorales; Mycotyphaceae. The transcript has 7 exons.
UUCGUUUCUAAACGUUGAUUUAAAUGGAUAUAGUGGAAUUAUCUGAUGCGUUGGGUAAUCUUACCACUUUUUCUGGAGACGCUCCAAAGCAGCAUCCAGCGCCCACGUUAAGCUGGGUUAAUGUGGCUGUUGCUUCGUCCUUCAUAUUAGUCAACUGUUUGAUUUCAUUUGCGUUGGGAUUGCAGUUGGAGAAAACACUUGUGAUUGCAGCCAUUCGUUGUCUAGUACAACUGACCCUUAUGGGUUUCAUUUUAGAAGAUGUCUUCAAUACUCGGCACCCAGCCCUUGUUCUUUUGAUGACUUUUGUUUUAAUUAUUCUAGGAGCUUAUGAAACAGUUUACAACAAGUCAAAACAAACAUAUAAAGGCAUGUUCAUAUCAGUGCUAAUAUCAUCUGGAGUUGCAACAACUGUCAUUGGUAUUAUAGGUACACGAUAUGCUAUGAAGCAAGUGCCCUUCUGGAUACCUGAAAUCUUCAUACCUACCAUGGGUAUGCUUUUAGGCAAUGCCAUGAGUGGCAUGGCCGUCGCACUAAGUAGUUGCUUAUCAAGCGUUAGCAACCGAAAAGAACAAAUAGAGACAUAUUUAGCAUUUGGUGCAAGCCGCUGGGAAGCGGGUCAGUCUAUUGCCAUUGAGGCGGUUCGUAUGUCUAUGCUCCCAACCAUCAAUCAAAUGUCAGUUAUCGGCUUAAUUGCAAUCCCCGGUAUGAUGACAGGUCAAAUUCUUGGUGGUGCACCCGUUAGUAAUGCCGUGAAAUAUCAGCAAAUUAUUAUGUUUCUGAUAUCAGCAAGUACAGCUUUAGGUGUAUUAAGUUGUGUUGUUUCAUGUAUUCGAGUAGUCAUUGACAGUAAGCACAGACUACGUCCAGAAAAAAUUAUUAGUGGUAGAGCAAGCCUUCUCAAAGAUAUCAAACAGGCUUUGAUUGACACUUGGAAUUUCAUCUGCUGUAUGAAGAUCAAAAGAAAGAAGGCAGAUACGCUUGCUUCUGAUGAAGAUGACAACGAAAAUGAAAGUCAAAGGGAGCCUCUUCUUGGAGACUGAACCGAACACAACGAUUAACCACUAUUCCCUUAUUAUUGUAAGCUAAACUAUAUAUAGAUAUAUAACUGUUUUCUUUAUGUAUUAUACACACUUUGUCCUAUUUAUUAUUCUUUUUACGUAACAGUUUCGAACAUGAAUUUAUUGAUCCGGAAGGACUGAAUCUGACAACGGGAAAAGGAUCAAAAAAUUUUUGGCUCAAAAGUGUAAACACAUUGUUAAAUCGAAAG